This is a messenger RNA of Mesoplodon densirostris (Blainville's beaked whale), 2068 nucleotides long. It is a transcript of the gene ATPAF1, whose product is annotated as ATP synthase mitochondrial F1 complex assembly factor 1. Gene Ontology annotation, biological process: mitochondrial proton-transporting ATP synthase complex assembly. The coding region runs from base 140 to 1171 and encodes 343 amino acids. The transcript is spliced from 9 exons. Gene Ontology annotation, cellular component: mitochondrion. Lineage: Eukaryota; Metazoa; Chordata; Mammalia; Artiodactyla; Ziphiidae. The record is from RefSeq and is a predicted model, not a curated record.
GCGGGGCGCGGGGCGCGGGCGGGGGCCGGGGCAGGAGCGGCGAACCCCCUGCCUCCCACCGCGCCCUUCACCGACUCCCGGAACCUUGAGCGCGCGGAACCUCGCUGCUGGACCGCGGGCGCGGCGGACCCGGAGGGCGAUGGAGCGGGCGCGCGGGCCGCGGGCCGAGGCCGACGUGCCCGGGGAGGAGGAGGAGGAAGCGGGGGCGGCCAUGGCUGCCGUGGUGGCGGCGGCGAGUGGCGCGGGCCCGGCCGUCCUGCAGGUGGCCGGCCUCUACCGCGGCCUGUGCGCGGUGCGCAGCCGCGCCCUGGGCGUGGGGCUCGUGUCACCCGCGCAGCUGCGCGUGUUCCCGGUGCGCCGCGGCUCGGGCCGGCCCGCGGGGGGCACCGAAGGCAGCGGGGUCGGGAAAGAGAUUGAGGCCAACCCCUUCUACUACCGCUACCGCGACAAGAUCCAGCAGCUGCGCAGGUCUGACCCAACUGCUUUUGAGUCCCGACUGGAGAAGUGCAGUGAGUUUCGGAAGCAGCCAGUGGGGCACUCCAAGCAAGGUGACUUUAUCAAAUGUGUGGAACAGAAGACAGACACAUUGGGGAAACAGCAUAUGAGCAGAGGAUUCACCAAGGACAAGACUCUCAGUUCAAUCUUUAACAUUGAGAUGGUGAAAGACAAAACUGCAGAAGAAAUAAAACAGAUUUGGCAGCAGUAUUUUGCAGCAAAAGGUACAGUCUACGCAGUUAUUCCUAAAGAGAAGUUUGAUCUGAUCUGGAACCGAGCUCAGUCCUGUCCAACAUUUCUGUGUGCACUGCCAAGAAGGGAAGGUUAUGAGUUUUUUGUCGGGCAUUGGACAGGUACUGAACUCCACUUCACUGCACUUAUAAAUAUUCAGACCCGAGGGGAAGCUGCAGCCAGCCAGCUGAUUUUAUAUCACUACCCUGAACUUAAGGAAGAAAAGGGCAUAGUGCUGAUGACAGCAGAAAUGGAUUCCACAUUUCUGAAUGUUGCUGAGGCACAGUGCAUUGCCAACCAAGUUCAGCUCUUCUAUGCCACUGAUCGAAAAGAGACCUACGGGUUAGUGGAGACCUUUAACUUCAGACCAAAUGAGUUCAAAUAUAUGUCUGUCAUCGCUGAAUUGGAACAAAGCGGACUUGGAGCAGAACUGAAAUGUUCUUAGAACCAGGAUAAGAUUUAGAGCUGUAAGGUUGGUUUACAGAGUUUGCUCAGCCCUGGAUAGUCCUGAGCCUACCCACCCCCUGACCUCUCGGGAGCUCAACAUCUAUAAUGGGCAGUCUCUAAGGAGUUGCCCUGUAUGCUUAUUGCAAGAAGUAACAUGGAGGUGAGCCCUGUUACUUGAUAGUCAGGAACCAAGGUACCCAAGCAUUCUGAUCAUUAUCUCCCAGCAUACUGAGGUUUCCUUUUUAAGUGUUUGAGGUCAUAACCAGAGACAGCCAAGGAUCCACAAGAUGGUUGACUUGAUUUUACACACUGUAAUAGUAUAUUUGUUUUCUGGACAUUUCGACUGCACAGCUCCCAAAUGAUUAGCUCCUCAUCUUUAUAAACUGUGACAGGAUGAUAAGCUUGAAGACCUGCUGUAGUUAGAUGUGGGCUUUACAUACUCUUCCCACUUGGCUGGCCAAAGGCAUAACCCAGAUAUCCUGUUAGACUCUAGAACAACCAGAUAUUGCCAUCAGGAUUAAGACUCCGUCUAGAUGCCCCCAGAGAUGGCUACACUAAAGUGUAGCUACACUAAAGUGUAGCUGGUUUGAAGUAUCAGCAGAUUUCAGUUAUAGUUAAACGGGUGCAGUGCCUGCUGCCUGCAUAUUUUUAAACUAUGGUUUGUGGCGCCUGCUUCUCUAACUCUGCCUGUUGGAAGCUGUGUAUUUGGAGGGGCUGAAUCAAGUGCAGUAUAAAUAAAUCAACACUUUUGUAAAGAGAGGAUGAAUCCAGAUUGGCUUUUUUUUUUUUUAACAACUCUAAACCAUGCCAGUAUUAUAGAAAAGGUAGGCGGAAGCAAAUGUACCCAUAUUGGGUGUGGGGAAAAUGUAGCAAUAAAAUAAAGUCUGGCUUAUAA